UUCAAAAACUAAUUAAAAUUACAAAACACCAUGUUCACUAAUCACUACCACUUGUGAAGGAACUUUCACCCCCUUUCCUCACUAAUCACUACUCUCAAUUAUUAUUAUUCUCAAAUGGGACAAGAAUCAGAUUACAAAAGCCAACUGGUAUUGGAGAUUUGCUCAAUUUCCACACGUUCUGUUGUAUGUGUUCAUAGACUUGUCCCUAACAAAACUAAUAAUCCACCUUUCAUUGAUUGGUACUGCAUUCUUGGAGUGGCAGGAAAUGCAGAUGUAAAUACAAUCCGAAAGCAGUACCAUAAACUUGCCUUGCAACUUCAUCCUGAUAAGAAUAAGCAUCCCAAGGCUGAAAUUGCAUUCAAGCUUCUAUCUGAGGCAUAUGCAUGUUUAUCUGAUGCAGCAAAAAGAAAAGCUUUUAACUUGGAGCGAAGCAAGAGUUUAUGCAUUGAGUGCAACAGAAUCCCUAGCAAUUCAAACAAUAAUAAUGGAUCUUCUUCAAGUUUCAAAUCAUCAAGGAGUAGUAGCAUCAGCAGUAGUUCAAGAUCAUGUAAGCUUUGGCGAAACAUCAAUGACAUAAGAGAAAGAUUAAGGGAAGAAGCUAAGGUGAUAGAGAAAUGUUUGAGGGUAAAUAAUUCAGUGCCAACAAAGAAUUAUGAUGAUGAUUAUAUGCAUAGAAGUAGAGGGCCUAAUAACAAUAAUAAUAAGCAUAGAGUUGAGAAAGAAACACCAGUUUUCAAUCCAUCAAAUUACUUGUACCAAGGGUACCCUCAUAGGAGAAAUCAUGUUAACAAGGAUUAUUCUGAGAAAUUUUGGUACUUGCAGCAAGAAACUAAUGCAGUGCAUAGUAAUAACUAUUCCAAGGGAGGAUCAGAUAAGCUUUCUUCACCAGUUUUUGAGGUUGAAACACAGAGGAGCAUGUUCAGUAGAAAAUUUGGUCCUAUCCCCUCACAAUGUUAGAUUUUUUUUUUCUUUUAUUUAUUUAGUUAUAUAAAGUAAUGUGAUUUGACAAGUUCUAUGGAUUUUUUUUA
Arachis duranensis is the source of this 1028-nucleotide messenger RNA. RefSeq lists its product as uncharacterized. The coding region runs from base 115 to 957 and encodes 280 amino acids. The record is from RefSeq and is a predicted model, not a curated record. Lineage: Eukaryota; Viridiplantae; Streptophyta; Magnoliopsida; Fabales; Fabaceae. The transcript is spliced from 4 exons.